This is a messenger RNA of Durio zibethinus, 3190 nucleotides long. RefSeq names its product putative LRR receptor-like serine/threonine-protein kinase At1g74360. NCBI's taxonomy places the organism in Eukaryota, Viridiplantae, Streptophyta, Magnoliopsida, Malvales, Malvaceae. Gene Ontology annotation, molecular function: protein binding. The record is from RefSeq and is a predicted model, not a curated record.
CUUUCUUCCUCAGUUUCAUGUUUCUGUAAACUGUUUACUGUUUAAGAAAUAAAACAGUUGAAGAAAAAAGAAACAAUGUUAGAAGAUCACAAAAUAGCUGAAGCACGGUGUUUCACAGUUGUUCAUGUAUUCUUGGUUCUAAUUAUAGCAGGUACUGCAAACUCAGAAAAUUCUCUGGACACGGACAAGGAAAUCCUGCUGAAUCUGAAAUCUUUUCUGGAAAGAAGAAAUCGGAUAAACAGAGGACGAUACGUGGAAUGGAACCAAAUUAGUUCAAAUCCAUGUGACUGGGAUGGAAUCUUCUGCUCUUCGGACGGGGCAAGAGUAACUGGUAUAGACCUCUCUGACAACCGAAUCAAUGGGGAAAUGUUCAAGAAUUUCUCAGCUUUAGGCAAACUUCAAUAUCUUGAUCUCUCCAAAAACACGCUAACUGGAACAAUACCUGAUGACUUGAAUGGAUGCCACAACCUUGUACAUCUCAACCUAUCACAUAACAUCCUAGAAGGCGAGUUGAACUUGAUUGGGUUGACCAGUUUAGAGAAGCUUGAUUUGUCCACGAAUCGGUUUCGUGGGGAUAUGCAGUUUAGUUUGCCAGCAAAUUGCAACAAACUAGUUGUUGCAAACCUUUCCACAAACAAUUUAACGGGUAGGAUAGAUAACUGCUUUGAUGGGUGCCGAAAUCUGCAGUAUCUGGACUUGAGCGCCAAUAUGUUUACUGGUUACAUCUGGACUGGGUUUUCGAGGCUUGUGGAGUUUUCAGUUUCUGAAAACAAUAUUACUGGGCCAGUUUCUGCAUCUAUUUUUGUGAACUGUAGUCUGCUCGCUUUGGACUUGUCAGAAAACAAAUUUCAAGGUGAAGUUCCUUGGGAGAUUUCGAAUUGCAACAAUUUGGCUGUCCUAAAUCUGUGGGGAAACAAUUUUACAGGGCCAAUUCCCGCACAGAUAGGAUCAAUUUUGACCCUGGAAGGCUUGUUGUUGGGUGGCAACAGUUUUUCUAGAGUGAUUCCGGAAUCCCUUUCGAAUUUGAAGAACUUGGCCCUUUUAGAUUUGAGCAGGAACAAUUUUGGUGGGGAAAUACAAGAUAUUUUUGGGAGAUUCACACAGUUGAAAUCUCUUGUACUUCAGGGAAAUUCAUACACGGGUGGGAUAUAUUCUUCUGGCAUUCACAGGCUACCAAAUAUUUAUCGUUUAGACUUGAGCUACAACAAUUUCUCCGGCUUCUUACCAGUUGAAAUCUCUCAAAUGCUAAGCUUGAAGUUCUUGAUCUUGGCCUACAAUCAAUUUAAAGGUACUAUACCACCAGAGUAUGGAAACUUGUCACAGCUACAAGCCCUUGAUCUCUCCUUCAAUGACCUCAGUGGAUCAAUUCCGCCUGCCCUUGGAAACUUGAACUCUCUCUUGUGGUUAAUGCUUGCAAACAACUCACUCACCGGUGAAAUACCACAUGAGAUUGGGAACUGUGAUAGCUUAUUGUGGAUAAACCUUGCUAACAACCAACUUUCAGGAGCAAUCCCUCAUGAGUUAACAAAUAUCGGAAGAAAUGCUAGUCCAGUAUUUGAAUCAAAUCGGCAGAGUGACCUGAUGAUUGCUGGACCUAGCGAGUGCUUGGUGACGGAGAGAUUGCUAACUGUUGACUACUCACCUUUUGGAUUUUUAUACACAAUUCCUACUAGGAAGAUUUGUAGAAGCAUAUGGAAUCAGUUGCUCAAAGGAUAUGGCUUUUUCCCAGUAUGUACUCUGGGUUCAUCAGUUAGGACAUAUCAAAUCUCAGGUUAUAUUCAACUCAGCGGGAAUCAACUCACGGGUGAGCUCCCUCCUGAUAUUGAUAAGAUGCAGAAUUUCAGUGUGUUAGAUUUAGGUUCCAAUGAAUUCUACGGGAAACUGCCAACAGAGAUUGGAAAGUUGCCACUUAUAGUCCUAAACAUCUCUGGGAACAGAUUUUCAGGUCAAAUUCCGAAGGAAAUUGGGAAUAUCAAAUGCUUGAGGAAUCUUGAUUUGUCACACAACAACUUUUCAGGCACAAUUCCCCGUAACCUUAAUGAGUUGCAUGAGCUGAGCAAAUUCAACAUUUCAUUCAACCCACUCCUUGCGGGCAAUAUUCCAGGUUCUGGGCAAUUAUCAACAUUCGAGAAAGAGUCCUUCCUGGGAAAUCCACUAUUGCAUAGUCCAUACUUCAGAUUGGACAAUCAACUCCCACCACCACCACCAUCAAACGAAAAUGAAUUUUGGAUGAAUAGAGGUGGCUUUGAAUCUGAAAAUGAAUUUCGGAUGGAUGAAGAUAGCUUAAACUCUGAAAAUAUACUUAGGUGGGAAGCGUUGUUGACAGGGUAUGGAUGUGGAAUUGUAUUCGGAGUGGCUAUGUUAUAUAUUACUUUUCGAAAAGGUGAACCAAAUUGGUUUGACGCCGUGCUUGAUGGCAUCCAUCGAUGGAGGGCAAAACGGUUACUGAAAAGGAAUGCUCCUCGAAGAGGUGAUUGAAGAACGAUUUAGUCAGCUAGACUGGUGUUCCGAGGUUUAUGUGACAUGUUUGACUCGGAGUUCAAGCUGAUUGUGGGCCAGCAGUAGGCUGAAGAUCACUUUGAGAUGCGUAUUGUAGAUGUUAUAACUCAUAUUUUUGCUCUUGUAUUGCUGCUUUAGCGUAUCAAUUGAGGUCCUUUUCAAUCUCCUUUAUGUCAUAAAUCUACAACCCUUUUACAAAGAUAAAUUAAAUAGCAUUUGAUUGCUAAAGAUGGCAUAAAAUAGACAUUUUGAUAUUUUAUAAUCCGUUAAUCCUGAAUCCCCCUGUUCACCAGGGGAGGUUUUACCUGAAAGGAGGACACCAACAUAUCUGAAUUUGGAAUAAGCGCAGGUUUCAUUUACCAUCUUAUUUAGUUUUCAAAUCUAGGUUGUCUGCUACUGAAAAAAAGCCUGCUUGUGCCUCUUGAGGCAUUUGCUUCCGCUACAUUCUUCAUUACGUCAAUGACAUCGUGCCACAUGUGACAAACUCAACAUAUUGUUCUAGCCUAUUGGACUAUUACCACCAUCCAUCACUCUUAAUGGCAUCGGAACCCCAACUUGCCAAAUUAACAAACUCUCAUGUACAUGACUGCACGCACGUUUCGGAGGCCCCAUAAGCAUCCAUAUGCCUCCAAACGAACAAAACCUAUCCAUUUUUCCUUAUAACUCUCCUGACAUUGUUUGGUUUUCUUCA